Messenger RNA from Mytilus californianus (California mussel), 997 nucleotides. RefSeq names its product golgin subfamily A member 6-like protein 4. The record is from RefSeq and is a predicted model, not a curated record. Bases 1 to 708 code for a protein of 235 amino acids. Lineage: Eukaryota; Metazoa; Mollusca; Bivalvia; Mytilida; Mytilidae. The transcript is spliced from 3 exons.
AUGGCAGCAUGUAAUUCAGAUGACGAUACAAUGAGCAAUGGAACUUCUCAUCAUGUUACUAAUGCUCUUGAAUUUAUGACAGAAGAAGAAGGUAAAGAGUUUCAGGAAUUCAGAAGGAGUAUCGGAAUUGUUGGAACAUUUACAAAACAGAUGGUCAAGAUGGCGAUUGAACAGUUAAAACCUGAAUUUGAAAAAAUGGCAGUAAAAGCAGCAGAACAAGCAUUUGAAAACAAAAUGACAAAGGUUAGAGAACUGCAAGAAGAACUGAACAAGAGAGAACGGGAACUCAAACAACUCCGUCUUGAAAAGAAAAUUCUUCAAGCCAAACUCGAUAAGGAACGAGUUGUCAAAAGUAGACCUGAUUCUGUUGAAACAAAAGAAAAAGAACUUAAAAGAAUGGAAGCAGACAUCAGUAAUUUAAAAAUGAAACUAAGAAAGACCACAGAUGAUUUAAAGCACGAGAAGGACCGUUUGUCUGAAGAAGAGAAAAAACGACUAGAGCUGGAGAGUACACUACAAGCUGAUGUAGAGCGACUUCGAAAAGAACUUGACAGGGUGAAAGGCCAAUUGGGUCAACUGAGGUCAGCUAAAAAUGUUGGAGAUGAUGAAACCAGAAAACUAAGAGAAAGAGAGCGACAGCUUUUGGAUGAAAUGGAGAUGAUUCGAAAGCAACAACCUCGUCUCCAUAAAAGAAAAUUGUUUGCAUAAAUUUCAACACACACAAAAAGAAAUAGCAGUAAUGAUUUAAGUAACUAUUUACAAUUAAUUUUGUCAUGUGGUAUUAUCAACAUUUUUAUAAAGACAAUGUAUGCGGUUUAAUUUUCUACACACAGAUUAUUAAGGGUACAUAAUUAAACACCACUGAAUCAAUUAUAUAUAGAUAUACUCAUAAAUCUCACCAAUUUAUUCAUUGUAAUCGAAAGCAUAUUUUGCAAAGUUUAAAAGUGUUACUUUUUAGAAUUGUUCGAAUAGUACAAUAAAGUUUUGUUUGAUUGUA